Messenger RNA from Pyrenophora tritici-repentis Pt-1C-BFP, 708 nucleotides. RefSeq lists its product as uncharacterized. The record is from RefSeq and is a predicted model, not a curated record. NCBI's taxonomy places the organism in Eukaryota, Fungi, Ascomycota, Dothideomycetes, Pleosporales, Pleosporaceae.
AUGAUAUCCAAGUCUGAAGAAUUCGGCUGGACCGCCGUUCCUCGCAACCGGUCCAACGUCCCUUCUGCCGAAGAUGCCAAAACACAAGACGUUACGGUCAACGUGAGCGAUAUAUGGCCCGGCACGGAACUAGUGACGAAGGCAAACGACCAUGCUAAGCAACAACUACCUGGAGAUGUAUACGACCAUAGCUUGAGGGUGUACUGUUACGGAUAUACUAUAGUGACUCAGCAUUUCCCCGCCUGGGCUUCCGAGACCUUUUUCGAAACCUGGGCUCUCACUUGCCUCUUUCACGAUAUCGGCACGACACCUAGCAACCGCUCAGCUACCCAUCUCUCAUUUGAGUUUCAGGGCGGCUUCAUCGCUUUGAACAAGCUGCAAGAGCUUGGUGCACCGAAAGCCCAGGCAGAGAGCGUUGCCGAAGCGAUCAUCCGGCAUCAGGACCCUGGGGAGACAGGCAUGGUCAGUCAUAUGGUGCAACUUGUUCAGCUUGCAACCGAGCUUGAUAACAUGGGCUGGCAACCUCAUCUUGUGAGCACCAAAGUCAUCGAACAGGUUGUCAAACAGUUGCCUAGGAAAGGAUGGUCAAAUUGUUUUUCCAGGACCAUCGAGGUGGAAAUUGCAGAGAAGCCUUGGUGCCACACGACAUCAAUGGAGGGCUUUGCCGAGGCAGUGGCAGGGAACGAGUUGAUGAAGCGGUAUGAGUAA